Molecule: messenger RNA, 1161 nt
Organism: Solanum pennellii
Lineage: Eukaryota; Viridiplantae; Streptophyta; Magnoliopsida; Solanales; Solanaceae
Product: aldose 1-epimerase
Exons: 5
Coding region: 30-1097 (355 amino acids)
Biological process (GO): glucose metabolic process; beta-D-galactose catabolic process via UDP-galactose, Leloir pathway
Molecular function (GO): aldose 1-epimerase activity; carbohydrate binding
Source: RefSeq, a predicted model, not a curated record
UUUAAAAAACUCAUUAUCCCCUUUCAAUAAUGGCUAAAAACUCUUUUUUCUACUUUUUUGCUUUUUUCACUCUCCUUUUUUGUAAAAAUUCAUGUAAAGCAACUGAAGAAAUUAAAGUUUAUGAGUUGAAGAAGGGUGAUUUUUCUGUAAAGAUCACAAAUUAUGGUGCUACAGUUCUUUCUGUUAUACUUCCUGAUAAAAAUGGAAAAUUGGAUGAUGUUGUUCUUGGCUAUGACUCCAUUGAUGACUAUAAGAACGACACAACAUAUUUCGGUGGACUGAUUGGCAGAGUCGCUAAUCGAAUUGGAGGAGCAAAAUUUGAGCUGAAUGGUGUGGAAUAUAUAUUACCAGCUAAUGAUCAUGGAAACACACUCCAUGGGGGUAGCAAAGGAUUCUCUAGUGUAAUUUGGACUGUGGAAGAUUUUGAAGAAGAUAGUCAUCUUACUCUUACCUACAAUAGCUUUGAUGGCGAACAAGGAUUUCCAGGUAACCUUUCUGUUGAGGUGACGUACAUGUUCAUUGAGACAAACAAAUUAGCCUUAAUCAUGCAAGCAAAGCCACACAACAAAGCCACACCAGUGAAUUUAGCUUCUCAUAGUUACUGGAAUCUUGGUGGACACAACAGUGGCGACAUUUUGUCCCAAACUAUUCAGAUUUUCGGGUCCAAGAUUACUCCUGUUAAUGAUAAGCUCAUCCCCAAUGGAGAAAUUACCCCGGUUACAGGAACAGGCUUCGAUUUCCUCCAGCCACGGACAAUAGGGAGCAAGUUAAGUGAAAUCCCCGGUGGAUAUGAUAUCAACUAUGUGUUGGAUAAUACUGAGGGGAAGCAUUUACAGAGGGUUGCUAUUGUCGAAGAAAGCAAAUCAGGUAGAAAGAUGGAAUUGUGGACUAAUAAACCUGGUGUGCAGUUUUAUACAAGUAAUAUGUUGGAUAAUGUUAAGGGAAAAGGUGGAUUUGUUUACUCAAAGUAUGCUGCACUUUGUUUGGAGACACAAGGCUUCCCAGAUUCUGUUAAUCAUCCCAAUUUUCCUUCCCAAAUUGUGAAUCCAGGGGAAACUUAUAAGCACAUUAUGGUUUAUAGGUUCACUGCCUCAUAAAAACUUUUAAGAUUUUUCAUAACAAUAAAAGGUCGCUCUUAGUUGUCACUUUGAUUUUAUAUUU